This is a messenger RNA of Austrofundulus limnaeus, 6839 nucleotides long. It is a transcript of the gene cep170bb, whose product is annotated as centrosomal protein 170Bb. The record is from RefSeq and is a predicted model, not a curated record. Gene Ontology annotation, molecular function: protein binding. NCBI's taxonomy places the organism in Eukaryota, Metazoa, Chordata, Actinopteri, Cyprinodontiformes, Rivulidae.
UUACAUCUGGUUUUUGUGUUUAAAAUUUGAGUUAUUUCAUCAGAGAAAGGAAAUUAAAAAUAAUCGAUUUGUCUGAUCACUGCUUCACAGUGAGGCGUUUAAGGGCCAACCAAAAAAUCUGACAAAGUUGAACCAAACAUGGGGUGUGACGUCAUCUCUGAGCCCCAUCCUCCUCAUCACCAAGCUGCUGAUCAGAUCGCAGAGUCACGUGACCUCGGCUGAUUAUCGAUCUGAGGAAGUCGAUUGAUUUUGUGUCAGUGAUAAAGAUGUGCGUGUGCUCAUUCCUGUUGAACGAGAUGCUGUGGAUCAGUCCAAGCGCCGACUGUCAGACCGGAAACUGCUCUGCCUUCACAAUAAGAGCAUGGACAGAUUUAUGUGCAACUGAAGAAGACAUGCUGUUUGGUUCUGAAACAAAAGUACAGGGUCCAGAAGUCUGGUCUGGUUUGUGUUUUGUCUCAGUAGAAAUCGGUAAUUUUUGUUGUUUUGAUUUAAUAUUAUGUAGCAGUAAGCAUUCACACUGCAAAAACUGUUAAAAAGUAUUAUUAUAAUUACUUGCGUGUCAGCUUCUUUUAUUUUGAAGGCCACGUUGCUGCACUUCCUGUACCGCUGCCGUCAACGCUGGACGUCUCGACGCAGCAGCGGGUGGCAGCUGGUGCGUCAGGAGGAGUCAGACAAGAGAGAUGCCAUAACAGCAUCAUCAUCAUCACGGAGCCGAGCCGAGCCGAGCCGAGCCCAGACCCGAACCGCCUCCUGAGUCCGGCUCCGCGGGGACGCCUCCCAUGCUCUGCCCGCCGCGCAGCGCCACAGUCCGGCUUCACGCAGGCGGAGAGCGGCGGCAUCUGGAGCGGAGUCCCGCAGCGUGGACAAACAACACGCCGUCAUCAACUACAACCCGACAACCGACGAGCACCUGGUGAAAGACCUGGGCAGCCUAAAUGGGACGUUUGUGAACGACCUGCGGAUCCCUGAUCAGACCUACAUCACCCUCAAACUGUCCGACAUCAUCCGCUUCGGAUACGAUUCUCAUGUCUAUGUUCUGGAGAAAAGUCAGCACAAAGUCCCAGAGGAGGCUCUGAAGCAUGAGAAGUACAGCAGUCAGCUGCAGAUGAGUCUGAAGGCUGCAGAGGGGAAGAAGAGUGAUGAAGACGAGCGGCAGCGAGGCGAUAAAACACUGAGCACCAAGAGUCUGACCCAAGAGGCUCCAGUGAGUCGGCCCACUCCUCUGUAUGGUCAGCCGUCAUGGUGGGGAGAGGAGGAUUAUGGGAAUAAAGUCCAGAGCAGUGAUCAGCCUCAUCCAGAUGGACAGAAAGAUGCUUCAUCCGUGGAUCCAGAUUUUUCCUCCCAACCAAAGACCGUCUUUCCUUCCUACCACCGUGAGCCCAGCUACUUUGAGAUACCCACCAAGGACUUCCAACACCAGAAACCAUCAGGAGCAGAGCUCCAUGAAAUCCCCACCAAGGACACGGACGUGCCCCAGGCUCCGCCUUCCCCUCCCACCCCAACCCCGCCCAUCGUUCAAAGCCACGCCUCCUUCACCAUCGAGUUUGACGACUGCAUGCCCGGCAAAAUCAAGAUCAAAGACCACGUCACCAAGUUCUCCACUCGCCAAAGGAAGCCACAGGCUCCGCCCGCCAAGACCACCAUCACCGCCGCGCCGUCGGAGAUGAUGUCAGCGCAGAGCAAAGUGGCUGAUUGGCUGGUUCACAGUGACGUCAGCAUGAUGAGGAGGCAUGCACCGUGUGAGGAUGUUUACAGCACCAAGAGUGACCUUGCCAUGAACAUCAAGACCCUCAAAGCAGGUCAUCAUCAUGAGGACGGAACCCAAAGUGAUUCAGAAGACCCGGUACUCAACGGCAGAAGCAAAUCCCACCACUCUGUCCAAUCAGAGCAGUCUGAGACAUCCCAGCAGACUGUCCAGUCCACACAGGAGCCUCCUCCAGCACAGAAACUCCACCACCUGCUGCAAUACUCCCCACCCAGACAAGCUCCGCUCUCACCUGUGGUCCCUGAGCAGCCCCUGUCUCAGAGCCCUCCUCAGCCCUCGUCUCCAACAGACACCCCGAAGCCGGGGCCUCCUGAGCACCUCACCCAGCAGGCCUUCAUCAUCGAGUUUUUUGACGACAACCCACGUAAGAAGCGUUCUCAGUCCUUCACGCACAACCCCGCUCACGCCGACACUUACUCCGCCCUCAAGUCCAAGCUGGAGCGACGUAAAGGCGGCGAGAGGCCAGCAUCCGUGCACGGACACAUUCCUCCCACCCAACAAGUGACCGUUCCUUUAAAGGGUCAGGGCCACAGCGGGCCCCAGAGGUCCAGCUCUCUGAAAAGGGAGAAGACGGAGGGAGAAGGGGCUUCGCUGAGCUCCUCCUCUCACUCCUCAUCGGGAAUUAUCGUCAGACCUUUCGGCAGCGUUGGUAAGAAGUCGAAGCUUGCCCAAGAGUUUGCUGCUGAAUUCUUGAAGGACUCUGGUCAGAAGGAGUCCUCCCCAACCAGGGACAAGACGUCGCCUCCCCCUAUGUCCGCACCGCCAGUGAUGGUGUCGCCGCCUCAAGCGCAGUUUCCCUCCCCGCAAGAACCUUCAACACCUGCUUCAAUCUCCUACCCCUCAUCACCCUUACAGCCUCAAGCAGCCUCAAAAUCCGCAAUACCACCAAGUGCUCCUGGCCACAUGGUCUCACUGGUCCAUCUAUCUGGAACCCCAAUGUCCCCUAUCCUGUCUCUGGGUGUUAGCGGAGGAGACCUCAAAGGUUCCCCGAGGAUGAAGAAGAACGAGGAGGAUGAUAGUCUGAGUGAUGCUGGGACGUACACUAUUGAGACAGAGUCGCAAGACAAAGAGGUGGAAGAGGCUCGCAGCAUGAUUGAUCAGGUGUUUGGUGUCCUCGACUCUCCAGAGUACAGUGAUGUGACCACAGGAGUCAGUAGACCAGUUAUAAAUGAAGGCAAAGAUGAGCAAGCUAACCUGCCUAGUGAUGGUAGCACUGUGGACCCGUUGCAUGGCUUUAUCCCAGCUGCUCUCAGUGGCACCCCAACAGGUCCCAUACAGGUUCCUGCUGCCGGUAUUGAGGGUCCAAAGUGGGUUUCCCGAUGGGCCAGUCUAGCAGACAGCUAUGCUGAACCUGGCUCCACUCCACAUCAAGUAGAAUGUGUCGAAGAUUUGCAUUUCACGAGCCAUUCGAUGGGAAGUUUCAGCUACGACACCUCAGAGUCAGAGACGAGCCACAGCUCCAGGACGAGACGGUUGCUGCCUCAAGUGCCUCCAGAGAAACUGGAAAGUGUUCCUCCGAGCAUCCUGAUUCGGCACGAAUCGUACCAGGGCCAGGAGUCUCUGAACAGAGUUUCUGGUCACCUUUGCCCACAGGACUCCACCCAGCACCUAGCCGUUCAGGAUGACCUAGACCCAGACAGCCUGAGUGAUGCCAGUCGCUCCGAAGAAGCACCUAUUCUGGAGAAAGCAAGGAAGGAUGCCAGGACUGGAGCUACGUCUCCAGGUGUUGCAGGCCACCCCUUUAAAUAUCAGGAAAGAGUUUCUCCAACCAACAAAUCCACCUCCUUCUACAUUGGUGCUGAGGAUUACCCAGGCAAGCCUGACCAAGCCCGGAGCCCCGUCCAGUCUGAGAGGACUCGAGACCUCCCUGCUAAAACUCCUCCUACCACAGUCCUGAUCCGACACUUAAGUGGACACGAACCCAAGAGGACAGGAGUCAAACCCAACAGCUCUGCUCCUAACCUCCAAACACAGGACAGAGAUUCGGUUCCUACUAAAGACAGCGGCAUGCUGUUUAUGGUCCGGCAGGAGAGUUUCACCAAAGACCAACCCAGUGACACUGUCCAGAUGAAAAAGCUUCCCCAUAUCUCCAGCCACCCAUCCAUCAGAGAGAUGGAGCAGAGGCGCGAGAACAUCCAGGACACUCAGCCCUUCCUUCAGGAGGCAGAGGGAACUCUGUCCUCUCUGGACACCAAGCUGCCCUCAAUUGGUUCUGGACGUAGCUCGAAGAAGGGGGGCUCGUCUACCCGCAUGGACGAUUCCCUUUCAGGUGAGUCAGAUGUAGAUACAGCAAGCACUGUGAGUCAAGUGAGUAGCAAAAAUGUUCCUAUCAGCUCCAAUUCUAAGAAGCGACCCACAAUCAGCAGCCUUCAAAAGGAGAAGUCCUCUUCCAGCCCGUCCAUUCAGGAAAAGGGACGACAGCUCAGUGCCCGAGAGCGGCUUUCUGAGAAACGUCGCAACCAGAUAUCCGCCGAAGCGCCAUGCAAGGGAGACACAACAAAGCGCUUCCAGAUGCGUCGCAGUACGGGCAACCGCGGCUCUUUGGAUAUGUCUGAACAAGCUUCUGGACCCAACUGGACGGAAACUACAUCUUCUGAUCAGGAAGUUUCCCGUCCAUCCAGCCGCACCAAAAAAAUUAUUGCUCCUCUUCAGAAAGAAGACAAUGGAAAGACGCCUAAGACAGUGACUCAGCAGGUUCUGACCCGUUCCAACAGCCUGUCAGCACCACGGCCGACCCGAGCAUCAAUGCUCCGACGAGCACGCCUGGGUGAAGCCUCAGACAAUGAGGGUACAGAGACUGAUCGAGCCUCCCAAAAUUCUGACCAGAUUUCUACUCCAUGUAAAGCAUCUGCUGAAGGUAAGAAGAUGUCCAGACUGGACAUUUUGGCGAUGCCCCGGAAGAGAACCGGCUCUUUUACGGCUCCCAGUGACAACGAAACCUCCACGAGUCGGUCUGGUUUCUCCAAUCGCAAUGCUGAGCCUCCUCCUACGGCCAGGAAAACAUCAGUUGGUGACGCCCGCCAAGCAGCCAGCCGAGGGGGUGGAGCUUCUGCAAAGCAGCCGCUGACUCGAACCCGAUCAAGUGGAGCCAAGUACCCCAGCAGUGGGUCCCAUCGUAAACAGAAGGGCUCGGACUUCUCCUCGUCCUCUGAGGACGAAUACGAGACCAACGCCGGUAGCUCCAAAUCCAAACGCCCCUCCCACCCAGCAGCAGCCUCGGCACAGACGCCACGCAGCCAACGAGUGGCCGCCAGAACCAAGUCUGUCUCGCUGGAGACGGAGGAGGACGAGGACCAGAACGAUGUCGACCCGUACCAGAACUGGUCCACGCACAGCGCCGAGAUCGCCAAGCUCAGUCAGGACCUGGCUAAAGACCUGGCCAUCCUGGCCCAGGAGAUCCACGAUGUUGCCGGGGACGGGGACUCGCCCAGCUCUGCGAUGGGACCCGCCACCUCUCCCAGCUCGCUGCCCAACACACCGGCCUCCACCAUGUCUGCCCGGGAGGAGACGUCAUCUGUUCCAUACCGCUACGGGGUUCGACCAUCUCAGCUGGUCCAACGUAUCCCCGAGGCCAGCUUAAACUACCAGAAGGUUCCUCCAGGUUCUGCCGCCGCCUUGGACCUGGACGCAAAUAUGAAUGAGACAGAGCCCGCCUCUUUGCAACGGCGCCCGUGGAAUCGCGAAGAGGUGAUCCUGGACAACCUGAUGCUGAACCCGGUGUCCCAGCUGUCCCAGGCCAUCCGGGAGAACACGGAGCAGCUGGCAGAGAAGAUGAAGGUUCUGUUCCAGAACAAGGCCGACGUCUGGAAGGACAUUGAGGCAAAGAUCAACGCUGAGAACGAAGUUCCCCUCCUGAAAACCUCCAACAAGGAAAUCACCUCCAUCCUGAAGGAGCUGAGAAGAGUUCAGCGGCAGCUUGAAGUAAUAAACACGAUUGUGGAGCCUGGUGGAGGUCUUCAGGCUGCAGCCACCGGGACAUCGACUCUCAGCCAAACUCGGCCAUCGUCCAAGGAGAAGAAACCCACCACCAAGCCCAGAACCUCCAACGCCAACGAAAGCACCAAGCGACCGCCCCGUGGGCCCGACGGGUCUCACUACAUGUCCUGAGCAGGCCACCGUAGCACCUUUGGAUGGGAGACUGAACCUUCACUCCGCCGGCAGCUUUAGAUUACCUCAGGUGCGGAGAGGCGGAGCUUAAACCCUGAUUGAAUUCUAAUUCCUUUGAAAAAUAGGAUUGUUGAUGCGAUUUUUGGGGGUUUUACAGCACAAACUUGAUGAAAAUCUACAUUUUCUGGUUGCUAGUGUCCCACAAUGCAUUGCACUCUGGAUUUUUGGGUUCUCUAAAUGAAAAGAUUCAACUUAAAGGGUUAUUCUGACUAUUUUGAAGUGAAGAAAAGCUGUAAAGAUUAUUCAAAUAUAAUCAUUUAAGUCCUAAAAGUCCUUUUUUUCUCUGCAUUGUUGGACCAAACUGAGCUUCAGCAGCACAAUCCAAAACCUCACGUCUUACUCUGGCGUUCCUCACAGCUGUGUCCUCGGUCCCGGCCGGUUCCGUGGUCGUCAGAACUUGCUCUAUUUGUAGAGAAGCUGCCAGUGGUGUGGACGCACUGAAGCUGUGCAGAACAAACAUCCCAUCUGUGUCCAGUCAUUCAGCCAGUAGGAGCUAAAGCAUCGUGAUUGGCCACAGUGUAUCUUUGUAGAGCUGCUUCCAUGUCGCACUACCGAAACCUAGCUACGAAAAAACAAGCAGCUGAAGUAUUAUACAGAAGUAUAUUAAUAAUUUUGUGCUUUGAUGAUUUUUUGUGUUGCGUUUGAACAGAUGAUAGACCGUGUCACUCUUAGCUUUCUGCGAGUAUUUAUGGGGCAGAACGGUUUUUUUCUUCGUGAUGUUCCACCGAAUGUUCCCGAGUUUACACUCGGGUUCUGUUUCGUCUCACUGUGGUUUUACUUUGAAGCUGAAUGUCGGACGGUUUCUGUGAAGUAACUGUUUAUCUUGGACAAAUCCACACGACGCUUUUUUAACCUCGAUGAAAGAAACAGAUAAAGUUGUUGAAAAUUAAAUGAUUAGUCAGAAACA